GAUAAUGAUACAGAAAUAACCAAUCGGCUUCACAAAGGGGCGUGGCCUCCGAGUUACCUGCGAUGAAGACGACUGCCUGCUCGCGCUGAGUAGAUGAGGCUGAAAUCAGAUCGAUGAGCAAACACAGGUGUUGAGCGCGAGGGUGAACAAAACGGCUUAGUCUUUGCGCCAUCCUCAGGAAAAAUAACUUGUGUACCUGCUGUCAUACAACCAAUUAUUGCUGUCAAUCUUAGGCUGCUGAGUUUAUAAAGCCUUUGCUCUAAGAAUAACCGCGUCCCUCGACCUGUCCUCCCCCCUGCUGCAAUUCUCAGCUAGGAUGGCUGCCGACUCCACCAUGAGAUCUGAAGUGGAGGAGCUGCAGAGGAGGGCCAAUCAAGUGACAGAUGAGUCCCUUGAGAUCACUAGAAACAUGAGGCUUCUGCUAGAGGAGAGUAAAGAUGCAGGGAUCAGGACACUUGUUAUGCUGGAUGAGCAAGGAGAACAACUGGACCGCAUAGAAGAGGGCCUGGAUCACAUCAACAAGGACAUGAAGGAGGCUGAGAAAAAUCUCACUGACAUGGCCAGGUGUUGCGGUCUGUGCAUCUGGCCAUGUACAAAACUAAAGGACUUUGAAGCAAGUGGGGCGUAUAAGAAGGUUUGGGGUAAUCAAGAUGGGGUGGUGUCUAGCCAGCCCUCUUCCCGAGUCAUGGAUGAGAGAGAGAAGAUGACCAUGAGUGGUGGAUAUAUUAGAAGAGUGACAAAUGAUGCAUUGGAGGAUGAAAUGGAGGAAAACUUGGCACAGGUCGGCAGUAUCCUUGGCAACCUCAGAAGCAUGGCACUUGACAUGGGCAAUGAAAUCGACACUCAGAACGUCCAGAUUGAACGCAUUCAGAGCAAGGCCAUGGUCAAUGAGUCCCGCAUUAAUGAGGCCAAUCAGAGGGCAACAAAGCUAAUAUCAAGAUAAAACAUGGGAUUUUUCUUUGAAACGUUUACAGUCUUCUAGGAAAAUGUGUGCACAUAUUGAUACAAAUGAUUAAUCUUUUAAAUGACUAUUUACAGAACUUGGAUUAUUGCCUACUAAUGUGACAUUAUAUUAUUAUUAUUAUUAUUAUAUGUUCCAACAACAGCUCUUGAAUUGAAUGAAUGUUAAUAUACUGUCUCUAGUCUGUGCUGUAAUUGUAAUUUAUGUAUGUAAAUGUAUUGUACAGUAUAGUUUAUAACAACAUCUUUUAGACAGCUAUCUUUGUUUUUGUAAGCCUGCAGAACACUUUUCAUAUCUAAUAAAAGCUCACUAUUAAGACAAAGCAGUGUCUUAAAGUUGUAUUGGUAAAUGUAAUUUGUUUGUCUAGAUUAAGUAGCUUUUUUAAUGAUCCAGUUUAAAAGGUCAAGGGUUUGUUUCAUGAUGGACACAUUUUUAUUUUAUUUUUUUUCCUGCUAUACAUGGGCCACUUGCUUAGUGUCUUCUGUCUGUCUUUUAUUAUUUUAUUUUCAAAAUAAAACUAAAUUGAUAUUUUUC
Molecule: messenger RNA, 1495 nt
Organism: Carassius carassius (crucian carp)
Lineage: Eukaryota; Metazoa; Chordata; Actinopteri; Cypriniformes; Cyprinidae
Product: synaptosomal-associated protein 25-like
Exons: 8
Coding region: 317-943 (208 amino acids)
Biological process (GO): synaptic vesicle fusion to presynaptic active zone membrane; synaptic vesicle priming; exocytosis
Cellular component (GO): plasma membrane; SNARE complex
Molecular function (GO): syntaxin-1 binding; voltage-gated potassium channel activity; SNAP receptor activity
Source: RefSeq, a predicted model, not a curated record